AUAUUGUUAAAUUUAAUGUUGGUAUGUUGUUUUAAUUAACUUAAAAAAAUAAUAAUUAUCGUAAAAAUAAUAUUGCAAAUAAAAUUUAAGAAAAAUAAUAUUAAAAUAAAGUGAAAAUUAAAUAAAUUUAAUAAAAAAUAUAAAAAAGAUUUGUUAAAAAAAAUAAAAUUUAAAAAUUUGUAUAUCUAUACCUUACAUGAUUAUAAAUAUAUUUAAAAAGAAAAGUGAAUUUAUUAAUGAAAUUUAAUUUCUCAUUCUGAAAUAAAUUAUUAAUAAUUGUAUACAACAGCAAUGGAAUUCUAAUUGAUUAUAAUAUGUAUAAUUCUUUAUACGAGUCAAAUAAAUUUGGAUAACGUUUAGAGAAAAGGUGUGCGGUAAUGCGCUUAGGGGGCGCCCACGGUGGCGGAGACCCCCUAACAAUGAGCGCAGCGGGCAACGAUUAUGCAGAACUAUGCGAUUUAGGUCCAUCAAGAUGGAGUUCACGUGGUUAUCAUCCACCGCACAGUUCAACAUUAUCAGGGUCUUCUGUACCAGUAGCUGUAGGUACCCAUCAUCAUACAUCUGGUUCAGCUGGUUCAACUGGUGUAAUAUUACCACCACCGGGUGGUACAUUAGGUGUUGGUGGUAUAAGCGGCAGUUCACAUAUGCAUCUAUCACAUCACAGAUCAGACAGUUUCGAAGUAAACGAAGAUAUAACUGGUGGACAUGGCAUUGGUGUCGUUCCAUCAGGUACUGUAAGUGGGAGUGGCCCUUAUGGUAUAAGUGCACGUAUAGGAAACAGUACAAGUUCAUUACGUGGUCGUACAACUGGUUUAGGUACUGGAAGUGGUUCUGGAAGUGGUGUUGUUACUGGUGGUGCAUCUGGUUUAUAUUAUUCACCACCCGGUACAUCAUAUACAAUUGUAGAAAGACCACAUUCACCUCAUUAUUAUUACAAUACAUCGGCGACUGGUGCAACAAGUGCUCAAAUAAAAGGUGGUUCGUUGCCUGGUCGCGGUUCAUAUUUAACAUCAUCAUCAUCAAGUCAUAUACCAGGUGCGUUAGCGUCAUCUUCAAGUGCCACGGUAGCUGGAAGUUCUGGUACCGUAUCGAAUUCGACGCGACAUAUAAAUGGCAGCAACAAAAAGAGGCCAAUAUCACCCGAACAAGUAAUAAGAAUGUUUGGUGCAACAACCUCAUCAUCAGUUCCUACAAGUUAUCAUUAUAGCAACGGCACAAGGGAUCGUGGUAGACGGAGUCCAGCAAGUAGUCCACCAUCAACAACACAUCAGAUAUACCGAGAUCGAGAAAGAGAUCGUAGUAUACCAAAUAUACAUGAGUUAUCAACAAGAACUGUGUCAAUGUCAAGGGAUCAACAGCCAGAUGUUGGUCACGGUUUCGGUAUAUGUGUUAAAGGUGGAAAAGAUUCAGGUUUAGGUGUAUAUAUAUCAAGAGUAGAAGAAGGCUCGGUAGCUGAACGAGCUGGAUUACGUCCUGGUGAUACAAUCCUAGAAGUGAAUGGUACACCAUUCACUUCAAUUAGUCAUGAUGAAGCGCUUAAGAGAUGUGUGCAGAUAUUGAAAUCAUCACGUGAAAUCAGUAUGACGGUUAGAGCUCCACCAACAUUGAAUUCGACUGCCCCAUUACAUGGUUUUGGACCGCCCUCAAGAGAUCCAACAUAUGCAUCAACAACCGGUAUACCAAUACCACCAUCUGGUUCCCAAGGAGGUCAUGUAUUACACCAUGGGGCUGGAACAACAUCAUCAAUAGUACAUCAUCCAUCAGCGACUGCAUUAGGACCGAAUUCACCGCCAUUUCGACAAACAUGUUCCUGGAUGGAUAGACAAGGUAGACCUGCAUCACCUCCAAUGGAAUAUGGUGGAAGAAGGAGUGAUAGAAGAGAUAGAAUUAGACGUGUAGAAUUAUUAAUUGAACCAGGUCAAUCACUUGGUCUUAUGAUACGUGGUGGUGUUGAAUAUGGCCUUGGUAUAUUUAUAACUGGUGUAGAUAAAGAUAGUGUUGCAGAUCGUGCUGGUUUAAUGGUUGGUGAUGAAAUAUUAGAAGUGAAUGGUCAAUCAUUUUUAGAUGUAACACAUGAUGAAGCUGUUAGUCAACUUAAAUAUCAUAAACGUAUGUCAUUAGUUGUACGUGAUGUUGGUAAAGUACCACAUUCUUGUACCUCAAUUGAAUUAGAACCAUGGGAUGCGUAUAGUCCAACAGGAACCCGAGCGAGAAGAAAAUGUCAAAUAUCGGGUAUGGUUGAGGAGAAAGCACGUUCCUUACUGCCUAGACAUCAAUUUGCAAGUCUUUCGUAUUAUAUUGGAGAAUAUGGUGCGAGAGCAAUGACCAUAGAUGCCUUUGUUGCCGUCUUAUUAGAAAUGUUAGAUACACCUGAAAAACAUACUUUAGUUACUGAAAUUCGUGAAUUGGUUUUUCCCGAAGAUCGAACUAGAUACGACGAAUUAGUGUAUAGAAGAGAUCGGGAUGCCCUUAUAUAUGAUAGACAUAGGCGGAAAGGAGAUCCAAUUCAUACACAGGAGAUACCGGUAAGUUUUUUUGAUGAUUUUGAUUAUUAUAACGAUGGUUCCAAUAAUUAUUACAAUAUUAAUAAUAAUAACAAUAGUAGUAGUUACAAUGAUGAACACAUUUUUGGUUAUGAUUAUGAUUAUGAUUACUAUUAGAAUUAAAUUUUUUUUUUUUUUUUUUUGAUAUUAAUUAAUAAUAUUAAAAAAAUUUAUGCCUCUGUGUAUUUAGUUUUUAUAUUAUAAUUAUAUAUGUAUAUAUAAAUAAUGUAUAUAUUCAUAUGUAUGUACA
Condylostylus longicornis is the source of this 2793-nucleotide messenger RNA. RefSeq names its product protein lap4 (gene dysc). Gene Ontology annotation, cellular component: stereocilium tip; plasma membrane; cilium. Lineage: Eukaryota; Metazoa; Arthropoda; Insecta; Diptera; Dolichopodidae. The transcript has 9 exons. The coding region runs from base 378 to 2660 and encodes 760 amino acids. The record is from RefSeq and is a predicted model, not a curated record. Gene Ontology annotation, molecular function: protein binding.